UCCUGGCUAGGACAGAGCCACCAUGAACGAGCCAUGGCUUUCCUGUGGAUUCUCUCCUGCCUCGCCUUCGCCGGCGCUGCCUAUGGUUGCGGUACUCCCGCCAUCUCUCCCGUCGUCACCGGUUACGCUCGAAUCGUGAACGGUGAGGAGGCGGUGCCUCAUUCCUGGCCGUGGCAGGCGUCCCUUCAGGAUUAUACCGGUUUCCACUUCUGCGGAGGCUCUCUCAUCAACGAAAACUGGGUUGUGACAGCUGCUCACUGCGGUGUCGGGUUAUCUGACCGUGUGGUUCUUGGAGAACAUGACCGUUCCUCCAGCUCUGAAAGCAUCCAGGUGCUGAAGGUUGGAAAGGUGAUCACUCACCCCAAGUACAGCAGCUACACCAUCAACAACGACAUCCAGCUGAUCAAGCUGGCCACCCCCGCCCAGUUGAACACCAGAGUGUCUCCAGUGUGUCUGGCUGCGACCGGAGACGACUUCCCCGGAGGCCUGAAGUGUGUGACCUCUGGCUGGGGCCUGACCCGCUACAACGCUGCUAACACCCCCGCCCUGCUGCAGCAGGCCGCUCUGCCCCUGCUCACCAACACCAGCUGCCGCAACUACUGGGGCACCAAGAUCACCGACCUGAUGAUCUGCGCCGGAGCCUCCGGAGUCUCCUCCUGCAUGGGCGACUCUGGUGGUCCUCUGGUCUGCGAGAAGGGUGGAGCCUGGACUCUGGUUGGUAUUGUGUCCUGGGGAAGUGGAACCUGCAGCACCAGCAUGCCCGCCGUCUACGCCCGUGUCACCGCUCUGCGCUCUUGGGUGGACCAGACCCUGGCUGCCAAUUAAACCAAACCCCAUCCUCAAUAAAACUCAGAAACUAUGA
Mugil cephalus (flathead mullet) is the source of this 862-nucleotide messenger RNA. Its product is annotated as chymotrypsin A-like. Lineage: Eukaryota; Metazoa; Chordata; Actinopteri; Mugiliformes; Mugilidae. Bases 34 to 825 code for a protein of 263 amino acids. The record is from RefSeq and is a predicted model, not a curated record. Gene Ontology annotation, molecular function: serine-type endopeptidase activity. The transcript is spliced from 7 exons. Gene Ontology annotation, biological process: proteolysis.